Molecule: messenger RNA, 1077 nt
Organism: Emiliania huxleyi CCMP1516
Lineage: Eukaryota; Haptophyta; Isochrysidales; Noelaerhabdaceae
Exons: 5
Coding region: 1-1077 (358 amino acids)
Cellular component (GO): membrane
Molecular function (GO): sulfotransferase activity
Source: RefSeq, a predicted model, not a curated record
AUGUCGUCGCACCGGCGCUGCCGGUGGCCGAAGGCAGCCACCGUGGGCCUGAGCAACUCAGGAGUGGAGGCAGCCUCUGUCUGGACGAGCAGCGCUGGAUCGCCAAACCAGCAGAAGAGCGCCGAGCGGCGGCGCCGACUCCUCCUCGUCUUCCAUUUGCGGCGGGCGCCCGGCAGCCAGCGGCAGCCGGCGGCAGGCAGCAGCCAGCGGCAGCGAACGCAGUACCACGGCAAUCGACUGGUCGGCUCUGAGCUCUGUGCCAAUUCGCCGCCCUCGCGCUCCAACUCUAAGCUAAAAGUACAAAAGAGCCCCAUCCUCUCCGAAGAUUCGUUCACCGGCUUCUCCGACUGCGCUGAGUGGCCCCUGAGCAAGGGGCUCAGCGUCAACGUGGACAAGGCUUUUGAAUUCUCCUUCGUGCGAGAUCCUUUCUCGCACUUUGUCUCGGGCUAUCGCGAAGCGACGAUGCGCACAUACAAGCAGUGCUGCAACGCCCCUACUCAAGAGGGCGCGCUACCCACACCCCGCGGUGAGUGGCCGCGGCCUAUUCGUGAGUCUCAAGAGCUCGGAUGGCGGUGCCGGUACGACUGCAGCCUGUUCGUCGGCGAGGGCACGAAGUCCCUCGCAAAGGCGGUGAUGAGCGACAUUCUGGACCUGAGUCUGUUUCACGGAUCCCACUGGAACCCGAACUUCGUACACGUCGCGCUCAUGUUCGCCAACAUCUUUGGCGAGAGGAGCUGGCGCAGACCUGAUUUCAUCGGGCGACUGGAGUCCAUCGGCUCGGACUGGGACCGAAUGUGCGCCCUUCACGGCUGCCCGGAACGCCUCGCUACGUAUGGCAAGCUGGAUGAGAGCACAGGGCAGCACAAAGAGACGUCGAGCGACCAGUACGGACACGGCGCAGGCCUGCUAGCCUUGUUUGAGGAGGAGCCUCGCCUGAAAAAUGCCAUCCACAAGCUGCUUCGCCUGGAUAAGGACUGCUUGCGUGAGCACACCGCGCCCGCAAGCGGCACGACGGGAACGCGGCGGCUGCGUGACGCGGGCGACUUCAUCGAGCUGGACUCGUGGCUCGAGCGGUGA